GAGAAGCGAAGCCUGAGGCGGGGCAAGCUCCGAGAGCGGCCGGGGGUUGAGACCCGGAGGAGGACAUGGCGGCACUCUACGCCUGCACUAAAUGCCACCAGCGCUUCCCCUUCGAGGCGCUGUCCCAGGGGCAGCAGCUGUGCAAGGAGUGUCGGAUUGCACAUCCUAUUGUUAAAUGCACCUAUUGUCGGACUGAAUUCCAGCAGGAAAGUAAAACCAAUACAAUAUGCAAGAAAUGUGCUCAGAAUGUAAAGUUGUAUGGAACGCCCAAGCCUUGUCAGUAUUGCAACAUUAUUGCAGCGUUUAUUGGCAAUAAAUGUCAGCGCUGUACAAACUCAGAGAAGAAGUAUGGACCACCAUACUCUUGUGAACAGUGCAAACAACAGUGUGCCUUUGACAGGAAAGAUGACAGAAAGAAGGUGGAUGGGAAGUUACUGUGUUGGCUGUGUACAUUAUCAUACAAGCGAGUCCUACAGAAAGCCAGAGAGCAGCGAAAGCACCUGAGUAGCUCGUCCCGAGCAGGCCACCAAGAGAAGGAGCAGUACAGCCGGCUGAGCUCCGGGAGUCAUUUUAACAGCCAAAAAACACUGUCCACAUCUUCAAUUCAGAAUGAAAUUCCAAAGAAGAAAUCUAAGUUUGAUGCUAUCACAGCUAAUGGAGACAGCGUUCCUUCCUCUUACGAGCUGCUUUGUCCUAAUAUCCAGAGUGCCCCGUCCGUGUUGGUGCAGUGGGCUGCUUCCCAACAGAGUCUUGGUGCCAACCAUUAUCCUGUUCCUCCAGGCACUGGCAUCCUGAACAGCUUUUCACCAGACUUAGCUCUGGACUCCCCAGGCACUGAUCACUUUGUCAUCAUCGCCCAACUAAAGGAAGAAGUGGCCACACUUAAGAAGAUGCUUCAUCAGAAGGAUCAGAUGAUAUUAGAGAAAGAGAAGAAGAUUACUGAACUGAAAGCUGAUCUACAGUACCAGGAGUCUCAGAUGAGAGCCAAGAUGAAUCAGAUGGAGAAGACCCACAAAGAAGUCACAGAGCAGUUACAGGCCAAAAACCGAGAGCUGUUGAAGCAAGCAGCAGCUUUGUCCAAAGGCAAAAAGUCCGAGAAGUCGGGAGCAAUGACUUCUCCAUGAAAAAUAUCCCGGGAGCUUCUUGAGCAGCAGCAAGGUGGAGUCUUGGGCUGGUGCUGGAGGCAUGGCUGUGUUGGGAGCUGUCAGCUUCCCUGGGAAUCUCCUUUUUGUGACAGUCGUCCCUCUUUAUACUGUGGCUGUGGGCAAGGUGGAAACACCUGGUAUGUUGUGUUAGGAUCGAAUGCUGGAGGGUGUCAGGGUUAAAUGGAUAGCACUAUUUUUUGUACUGCUUUUUGUUUUCUAUAGUGGUAACUGCUCAGUGUUUUGUGCAGAAAGAAUUCUUUUCCCCAUCCCUGCAUCCUUUAAUUCCCAUGAGCAAAUAGUUUGGCGUUUGGGUAAAUAUUGUCACUGCCAUCUUUCCAACUCAGAAGCUGCCACCCUAAUAGGACUUAACACAAUGGAGGUUUCCACUCUCCAUUACAAUUGCUGCUUCAGGGGAUACUUUUUUUUUCCAGGUAUACUAUGAACUUUGUACUAUAUAAAGACAGAGGUUUAUUUAUUUAAAAAACAAAAACUCUUUUUCUUGAGAAAGGGGAAUACUCAGACCAGCUAGUUCUCUUUGUGAUAGAGCUAUGAUAAUUAUUGGAAUAACCACCCGAUCUCCAUUUAGGCUACAGAAAAGGCUGUCGAUUUCAUCGGGUUUCAUGCCUUGUUGUUUCAUAAUUUUGAUGGUUAAGAUGAGUGAAACAGUUGGAUUCAGAAGUGUUACAUUAGGCGGUGUUUGUGUGUGUGUGUGUGUGUGUGUGUGUGUGUGUGUGUGUUACUGUUUUUUAAGGACCCUUGAAAAAAGGGCACCUGAGGAGACAUUUUAGAAGGGAAUGGUGAUUUCAAAAGUCUGUCUCUUUAGAUGAGGGCAGAAAGUUUUGUCCAGGUUGUACUGGAUAGUUUCACUUUCCUAAUCAUUUUAUGUAAUUAAUUUUGAAUUCUUUCACACUGCCACUUAUUUGCUUUUUAAAUCUCUUUCCUUCCUAACACCAGUUGUCAGAUCAAGUCAUUGCCAAGGAACAUUCUGGAUUGGAAAAGCUGCAAACUAUAGUGAGAUGAGCAUCUCAGGAUGGGGUAUUUGAGUUAGAAGGAAAGAUUGAGAGAAGUGCUGCUCUGUGUGUGUGUGUGUGUGUGUGUGUGUGAGAGAGAGAGAGAGAGAGAGAGAGAGAGAGAGAGAGAGAGAGAGAGAGAGAGAGAGACACCAUCCCCAAGUUUUGAUGGAAAUAAGAUGGAAAGAUGUUUUUCUUGUAUAUAGUCUACCCUUGGCCAUAACUGUUUUCGUGUUGUCCAAGAUGACACACUGACUUACCUUCAGUAGUUAGUGCACUUUGGGACUGUUUGUUCCAUAGUGGAGAUAGAUUUGCAGUUCUGUUUGCAGGCUCUUAAUAGGCCCCACCUUUGUCACCCCAGCAUACAUUUGGAAGAAAGCCACCUGGGAUGAGAGUUUGCCAUCUGGGCCAUGAAACACACUAGGUAAACCCUAUAGGUUACCUGUUACUUUGACCUCAUUAAUCCAUCGGUCUACAAGCAGCAGUGUGUGUGUCUGUGUGUGUGUGUGUAAGAGAGAAAAGAGUCUAAGCUACCACAAUUAUAGGUAUAAGUUCAACUUCCAUGUAUUUCUUAGAAGCAGAGUAUUACAGUUAAGAAUGGAGUACACUGGUGGCUUAAUAUUAUAGCUAUUUCCAGGUCUGUUGACAUCUCAAAAGUUUCACAAAUUAACAAAAUUAGUAAAAACAGAUCUGGGAGUGGAUCUCUUUGCCUUAUUUAGAAGGGGUAUAAAUAAACUAUGGGUGUUGUCCAUGCAUUGCUGUCAUUUGAAAUGCCAGGUUCCCUUCCAAAUAAGGGGACCAGCAGUACUGUUAGUUUUGUACAUUUUCGAAUCAAAGCAUUUAAAUAAAGAUGAGACAAUACUUUUCAGACACAUUUACUCAGAGUUUGAAGAAAAGGUUGGAAAAAAUGGGGUAGAUACUGUUUUUUAAACCUUAAAGAUUGCAAAAUUGUCACAUCAAGUGUGAAACCAUAAAAUUACAAACUUAGUUUUGUACUAAAUCUUUUUUUAAAAGUCUUGACAUUUAAUAUGAAAUAAAUUCACACAUUUUCUAACUUUCCUUAGAUUUCAAUAGGGAGGGAGGGGGCCACUGGAUUGGAAAUUUUGGUUUUUAAAAUCACAAUGCUGUUUUAUCAUGCAAUUGGAUAGGUGACUUUUAGUAACACCAUUGUUUCUUUGUAUAUUUGUAAUAAUGGAAAUUUUAAAAUGCAGGAAUGUUUGGUUUGUACAGACUUUGACAGAUGUAAGAGUGUAAAAAAUUCAUAUCAACUGAAAUACAAUUGUUGUUUUUUUCUAUUCA
Molecule: messenger RNA, 3454 nt
Organism: Dromiciops gliroides (monito del monte)
Lineage: Eukaryota; Metazoa; Chordata; Mammalia; Microbiotheria; Microbiotheriidae
Gene: FAM76A
Product: family with sequence similarity 76 member A
Exons: 10
Coding region: 66-1124 (352 amino acids)
Source: RefSeq, a predicted model, not a curated record